Nelumbo nucifera (sacred lotus) is the source of this 937-nucleotide messenger RNA. RefSeq lists its product as uncharacterized. The record is from RefSeq and is a predicted model, not a curated record. NCBI's taxonomy places the organism in Eukaryota, Viridiplantae, Streptophyta, Magnoliopsida, Proteales, Nelumbonaceae.
GUUAGUCUUUCGUUAAAAUCCGUGCCCCCAAAUUCAUCGAUAUGAUAGCGGCGGUGCCAGAAUCGGAACGCGAUUCUUUGCUCCCUCGCCUUCGAGCCAAGCCUGUCCGCACCACUUCUGGUAUCACCAUAUGUUUUGAGCUGGCGAAACUUGGCAGUUCCAUCAACAAAUGCUGAAAUUGAACCCAACAAAUCUACUUCUCUUGAGGAAUUAUGGCCAGUUCUUGCAUGAGGUGGAGAAAGAUGUGGCUAAAGCGGAAGAGUACUAUGGAAGAGCUAUAUUGGCGAGUCCCGGAGAUGGAGAAGUGUUGUCUCUGUAUGGAAAACUCAUAUGGGAGACACAUAGAGACCAAGAUAGAGCUCAAUCUUAUUUCGACCAGGCAGUCCAGGCAUCUCCCGGCGACUGAUGUAGACGAUACCAGAAGCGGUGCGGACGGGCUUGGCUCGGAGGCGAGGGUGCAGAGACUUGCGUUUCGAUUCCGGCACCGUCGCUAUCAUCUCGACGAGUUCGGGGGCACGAGCGAGGCCAUAUUUGUGACAAGCUGCGGAUUUGUGGGCGUUCAGAUCAACAUUCUCUCCUCUGCGCAAGCGCUCCACCAUAUCGUUCACGAUCUCCACAAUGCAGGAGGAAAUCGGGAAGAAGAAAGGGGAUGAGAGAAAGGGAAAGAAGAGAGAUUGGGAGAGAGAGAGAGGGAGACAGAUGGAGGACUUCGGAAGUCCACUGCCGUUGCAACAGGUUCAUGUAUCGGGAUGUAACAAUGUUUUUGUCCUAAUAGUUAUUACAAGGUUAAUAUUAAAAAAUAUUGCAACGGUGGAUUUUAACAGAAGGCUAAGGGAAGGGGCUUUGUCUCACGGUCAAAGUACAAGGGGGUCUUUGUCACAAAACAAAUUAUAGGGUGUUUUUCUCACAGACCCCUUAGUACAGGGGGUCUUUAUAA